Molecule: messenger RNA, 1284 nt
Organism: Cotesia glomerata
Lineage: Eukaryota; Metazoa; Arthropoda; Insecta; Hymenoptera; Braconidae
Product: E3 ubiquitin-protein ligase RNF185-like
Exons: 5
Coding region: 494-1045 (183 amino acids)
Biological process (GO): ubiquitin-dependent protein catabolic process
Cellular component (GO): endoplasmic reticulum
Molecular function (GO): metal ion binding; ubiquitin-like protein conjugating enzyme binding; ubiquitin protein ligase activity
Source: RefSeq, a predicted model, not a curated record
CAAUUAAUAUAAACUAAACUUAACACCAAACAAGUGUUUGUGACGAAACAAAAAUAAAAUGUUGACAUUUUAUUAGCUGUUGCGUAAUUUACAGCCAAGUACCGUUAAUAUUUAUCACUAAUCACAAGUUUGAGAGAUAAAAAGACUUACCGAGAUUGUCACUGUGAAUUGUCACUCCACAGUACACGUACAUGUCAGUGUAAUUACACCAAGCUCCAAAACGUCAAUUGGUGUGGUGUCAACACGCGUACCCGUCAGUAAUAAAUGAGUAAAAAUAGCAACAACACUUAUUGUUAUUAUUCCUCGCUGAAGAAAAUUACCGAGUAAACAAAGUCUUUAAUAAUUAUAACAAUAAUAAUAAAAAUAAUACGUCAGUAGUCAGUACUUUUGCAUCUCAUCGACCAUUUGACCUCGGCUUAAAUACACAAGGUUUAAACAGUGAGUUUAAGAUUUAACUGGUUAAAUAUCUGAAUAAUUAUUAUACUUAAUAAAAAUGAGUACUGUGGAAGAGCGCCCAGGUCCGUCACAGCCGUCAGAUUCAGCGACCAAAGACAAGGAAAAAGAUGACAGGAUGUUUGAGUGUAAUAUUUGCUUAGACACUGCUAAAGAUGCGGUUGUCAGCAUGUGUGGACAUUUGUUUUGUUGGCCUUGUCUUCAUCAAUGGCUUGAGACCCGACCCACGAGACAAGUUUGUCCAGUCUGCAAGGCUGCUAUCAGUAAAGAAAAAGUAAUCCCGCUGUACGGGCGAGGUGCCUCGAAACAAGAGGACCCAAGGAAUAACGUUCCACCGAGACCAGUCGGACAGAGAUCAGAACCAGAAGGUAGCUCAGGAUUCUCUGGGUUAGGGUUCGCUGAUGGCGGGUUCCAUAUGUCCUUUGGCAUCGGCGGGUAUCCUUUUGGCUUCUUCAUGUCGACCUUUAACUUCGGCGACAAUCGACCCAAUACUGUUCCCAGAGGAACUCCCCAGCACGAAGAUGAUUUGUUCAUAUCAAAAAUAUUCCUCUGGCUGGCUUUAAUCUUCAUCACAUGGCUACUGAUCGCGUAACCAUGAUACAAAACCCAGAAAAAAAAAAAAAAAAAAAAAAAAAACACUUGAAGCAAUUAAACCGCUAGUUAAAUCCUCUAGACUCCCUUAAAAAUGAAAAGUACUUUUAAAUUGAAAAUUAUUUAUAAUUUCCGUUGACGUUGACAAGAACCAAAUUGUCCGUGUAGAUUUAAAGCUAUUAAAUCUUGCAUUGAGCUUCGUUUAUUCUGUAUAUAUUGAAUAUAACUACUGUAAACAUA